CGCAAAAUUUUGCCGCCAUUUUGUGAUUUUUAAAGGCGAGUCGAUCAGUUCUGUUGGUUUAUAUCGCGAAAAACAGCACUAAUAGCCAAGUUGAUAACGAUUCCUUCGGCCUGUAGGACAAGUAUACCCGUUUGAAGGAAAUCUGAAGAAAAUUGAAGCUAGCCCUUUGUCCAGUAGACUGGAAUUUCCGCUUGUUUGGGCGAGAGUGUUUUGGGAAUGCCCCCCUCCCACGGCGCAAAAUAACAAAUUAUUUUCAGCAAUAUUUAUACGUUCUAAGUGGUAAUCGUGAUGUCCGAGGACGAAGAUUUUGAGAUCCCGGCGAGUGAUGACGAGCUGGCGGCCUCGGAGAGCUGGGACGCCGAGCACAAGAACUACCAGAGCUGGGAGCCGCCGCCUGCUGACAUCGCGUCUCUGUACGAGAGGUUAGAAAAGGACGGAGUUAUCGAGCUCCAGAUGAAGUGUCUUCCCAGGAGAGCUCCAACACCUAAACCUGAGGAGACGGAGACUAAGGAGGACGAGAAAGAGGAGGAAAAGCCAGAAGAGACGCCGAGCAAAAAGCCAGCUGUUCCCUCCUUUGACUUUGAUGAGUUCUCAAUGGAGACGACACCUGCCAAGACAUUCACACCUACAAGGAGAACUCCAGGAAGUAGACCAACACCGAGAAGCGGUCAGCGAAGGGUGGCACGAAUGGACAACAUCAUGUCCUCCAUCAUGAGACACCGCAGGCAAGACCCCGAUGACACACCGGUCAAACCAUCCACCAGUAAAGACUCUGAGAAAAAGACUGACAACACCGAAGGAAAAGGAACUAAAAAAGAGGAACAGAAACAACCCGAGAAAGGAGAGGGAGAAAAAGAGGUACCCCCGGUGGUUAGUACAGAGAAUGUAAAACAGGAGCCAGUGGAGACACCCCCUGCACCACAGAGGCCACCAAGCAGAACCAGAUCUAGAAGAAAUUGACUCACCUGCUGACCAUUCAACUAUUGGUACACACGUACUGUCAUCUGAUGACAGUGGGCACAAAACUAUUCAUGAUCUCCCUUUUUACAGACCUCUUCUGGUCAGUAUACUAUAAGAACCAUUCCAGACCAGUGAGAUGCAAGCAUAUUGUAUAAGGCUUGUGUUUUGUAAAACACGGAACUUAAAAAUAAAGAUAUGUCAAGGAGAUACUUUU
This is a messenger RNA of Branchiostoma belcheri (Belcher's lancelet), 1174 nucleotides long. Its product is annotated as PAXIP1-associated glutamate-rich protein 1A-like. The record is from RefSeq and is a predicted model, not a curated record. Lineage: Eukaryota; Metazoa; Chordata; Leptocardii; Amphioxiformes; Branchiostomatidae. The transcript is spliced from 3 exons. Bases 289 to 960 code for a protein of 223 amino acids.